This is a messenger RNA of Lasiodiplodia theobromae, 3012 nucleotides long. RefSeq names its product KH domain protein. Gene Ontology annotation, biological process: nuclear division. Gene Ontology annotation, molecular function: mRNA binding. The record is from RefSeq and is a predicted model, not a curated record. The transcript is spliced from 4 exons. Bases 1 to 3012 code for a protein of 1003 amino acids. NCBI's taxonomy places the organism in Eukaryota, Fungi, Ascomycota, Dothideomycetes, Botryosphaeriales, Botryosphaeriaceae. Gene Ontology annotation, cellular component: cytoplasm; nucleus.
AUGCACAAGAUAUCCAACUUCACCGGCCAGGCCCGCCAUGGAUGGGAGAAGAUGACGCCCUCGAUGGGCUUCGGCAUGUCACGAUCACAUAACGACCUCCCCAACCAGCCCGUCAAGCGCCCUUCCAACGCCGCCGCCGUCACGCCCACCAUAACGCCCGGCACCUGGGUCAACCUCUCCUUCAACGUCCCCUUCGCCUCCAACCUCGCCGGCCCUGACGCCGACGAUGUCAUCUACGCGAGUCCCGGCGCUUUCGCCCGGUGGGUCCGGCAAGAAGAGGCACCUGAUGGCGCACUGCCGCCGCCGACACACACGCUGCCCGUUCACGUCGCCAACGUCGAGAACCUGCGCGCAUUAUGCAAGCACCUGAGUGCCAGCACCAACGGCCAGCUCGAGGCGACCGUCGUGUCCUCGGAACCAAAGCCGCUGCCAGGCCUGCAGCGCGUCACCACCCUCGUUACGAACGUCUGCCUGUCGGGAGAGGCCGAGCAGGUGCGCCAGACUCGGUGCCAGAUCCUGAACGAGACGCCGAUUUCGCUGCGGUGUGCCACUGUGGACGUAGAUUACAGCUUAGUGUUUGAGAACGAUGGCGUCAAGUCACAGGUCCUGAACCAUCUUGAUGAGAUUUCCAAGGUUACCAAGGCAGAUAUCUUCCUGCUGCAGCCUAAGCCCAUCGACAUCGAGUCUGCCAGUAUCAACGGCACGCUGCACGAUGCGGAGCAGCGCCUCAGGUGCGCCAUUUACGGCGAUAUGGAGAGUGCAGAGCACGCGAAGACGCGUGUUCUGAUCAUGAUCGAUCAGAUUCUUCAACGCCAUGUCGAUACCAUGAAGCUCGAGCUCUCCAUGCACACGCUCAUCUGUGGGCGGGCUCGCAAGAACAUCAAGUUGAUCGAGUCUGCAACUAACACGGCCAUCUACUUUCCCCCGCCGUUCCCUCGCUUGUACGGUUACACGCCACCAGGGGCAAUCCGGCGGCCUGAAGACGAGAUCAUCAUCACUGGCGAGAACCCCGAUGACAUCUUGCAGGCCAAGCGGAGGCUGCAUGACCUUGUCCUGAGCACCCGGGCGUUUGUGAAGGAGGUCAUUGUCACCACCAGCAAGAUCGACAGCAUUUUGCUCGAGCGUCUCGACAAGGUUCGCAAGAUUAUCGAGAACAACGGCUCGUAUAUCUUGCUGCCCCCACUGGGAUUCCAGCGCGGUCCGAUCCGCGUGCAGGGAACGGAUGUUCUGAACGUUGAGCGGACCGUGCGGGAGCUCAUGGCAUUGGCCGGUCAGUUCUACAGCGCUUCGUGGUGCAUCACCCACCCCGAUGGUCACCAGAGGCCUCCUACCCCGGACGACGUGCGGGCCAUGCUGUCGGAUAUUUGCAUCAACUCUGGUGCUGAGAUCAGCUUCGAGAGGUUGAACUUCCACAUCAGUGGAUCUGACGAUGCUGUGAAGGCCGCCAUGAUGGUCAUCAACAACAUCCCUUUCGUCCGCAAGUCCCAGUACCAGAUGAGCGUCAAGAUCGAGCUGGCCAACGAGCACAAGGAGUUCGUCAGCGGCAAGAAGAACGGCAAGAUCAACAAGAUCAUGAGCCAGAGCAAUGUCCAGAUUGUCUUUGAUGGCUUCAACGAGUACAACUUCUACAUUGUCGUCCGCGGCAACCGCUACGACGAUGUCAAGGGGGGUCUUGAUCUCGUGGAACAGGAGAUGCCUGCGGCAAUUUCGUUCCACGUGCCUGACCAGUACCACAAGCGCAUCAUCGGUAUCGGUGGUCAGCACAUCCAACGCAUCAUGAAGAAGUACUCUGUCUUCGUCAAGUUCUCCAAUGCGAUGGAUCGCGGCGGUCUCGGCAAGGAGGAAGACGACAUCAAGGUCGACAAUGUCAUCUGCCGUACUCCUGCUCGUAACGCGCAGAACCUUGACCUCGUCAAGCAGGAGAUCAUGGACAUGGUUGAGAAGGUUGACGCCGAGUUCGUCUCUGAGCACGUCGUCAUCAACCGUCUCUACCACCGUGAGCUGAUCUCUCGCAUGUCUGAUAUCGAGGACCUCGAGAAGAAGUGGAACUGCAAGAUCGUCUUCCCGAGCACCGAGCAGGCCAGCGAUGUCGUCACGGUCUCCGGCCCCGAGUACCAGGUGCCCCAGGCCGUCGAUGAGUUCUUGGCCAUGGUUCCUGAGAACCACGAGAUGACUUUCAUGGCCCCUGCCGAGCUGAAGGACUUCCUCCGCUCCGAGGACUUCAAGAAGGAUGUCGUUCUGAAGAUGAAGACCCAGUACAACAUGGACAUUCAUCUGCACGACACUCAGCCCGGCCCCGCCGAUGCCCCUGACCGUACGAUCGAGGCUCUGGUCAUGAGCUACACUCGCAACUAUGCUGGCGGUCUCAAGGACGCGAUCGACUUCCUGAUCGCUCGCCUUGUCGGACACGGUCUGGAUGUUACCCAGAUCAUCAAGGGUGCUAUUCCUCGUCCGAAGUCCGACUCGUUCGAGGAUAGCCUGCCUUACUUCUCGUCCAAGGUUCUCCAGCCUGCCGAGCCUCGUCUUGACUCGACCGACUCGCCGACUCGCUCCGUCUUUGGCGAUGACAACCACUCGAUCCACGAGCGUGUUGGCUUCCUUGACCGGCUCCGCAAGCCUGGCAGCAUGUCGUCCUUCUCGUCGUUCAUCGAGCGCCGCAAGAACGGAUCCAACUCCCCCGGAUCUCUGUUCACGCAUGCGUCUCGUAACGCGUCGAAGGCGUCGCUGGUGUCGCUGGAGUCGACCAACAGCUACCGCAACCCCUGGAACGACAGCGGUAUCAACUUGCCUGAGGAUGAACACCACCACACCAAUGGCUGGCCCGUACCGGCAGCCCCCGGCUUUGGCUACCACUCGAACUCUUCCAAACUUUCUUUUCACACGCCCACUACUACCGCGGCGCCUGGGGACAUGACACCCCGGUACGACCCCCGGGCGUCGGUUGACAGUGGGCGCCCUAGCACUUCCCAUUCUGCUUCUGGAUACCCGGCCCCGAUUGGGCCUCCUCGUUGA